This is a messenger RNA of Daldinia childiae, 840 nucleotides long. RefSeq names its product Beta-lactamase-like protein 2. Bases 1 to 840 code for a protein of 279 amino acids. The record is from RefSeq and is a predicted model, not a curated record. NCBI's taxonomy places the organism in Eukaryota, Fungi, Ascomycota, Sordariomycetes, Xylariales, Hypoxylaceae. Gene Ontology annotation, biological process: secondary metabolite biosynthetic process. The transcript has a single exon.
AUGGCCUCUCAACUUGUCUACAUACCAGAGAUCGAGCGGUUGAGUCCCGCUUGUAUUCGUAUUCUCGGUGGCAAUCCGAGCAAAUUCGCUCUUCAGGGCACCAACACAUAUCUAAUCGGAACCGGCCCCAAGAGGUUAUUAAUUGAUACGGGUGAGGGCAAACCCUCGUGGAUUGCGGCUUUAAAGCGGACUCUCGAAGAGGAGAAAGCCACUAUCCAAAGUGCUCUUCUCACUCAUUGGCAUCACGAUCACACGGGAGGCAUCGGCCAGCUAUUAGAGCACUCGCCACAGACAGCCAUCUACAAAAACCAACCGACAGAAGGUCAAUUAGAUAUCUCAGAUGGUCAGAAAUUUGAAGUCGAAGGAGCUACCUUGACAGCUGUUCAUACUCCAGGCCAUGCUGUAGAUCAUAUGGUCUUCGUCUUGCAGGAAGAAGACGCGCUAUUCACAGGUGACAACGUUUUAGGUCAAGGCACAUCCGUAUUCGAAGAUCUCGGAACCUACCUCAAGAGUCUAGCGAAGAUGGAAAAGCUAGUGGGAGGCUGCGCAUAUCCAGCACACGGCCCGGUGCUGCCACAGGCGAGUGCUACUAUCGCUGAAUAUAUAUCUCACAGGCAGCAGAGAGAACAACAGGUUCUACAAACCUUGGGUUCCGCGAAAGACCGCCAUCUCUGGACUCCGAUGGACCUGGUAAAAGUUAUAUACCGCGACGUCCCGGAAGCUCUCCACGCUCCCGCUGCAAAUGGCGUGGUCCAGAUCCUGCGGAAGCUCCGGGAUGAAGACAGGGUCAUAUUGGAGGAUGGGGAUGCGUGGCGUCUUAAGGACCGGUCAAGUUUAUGA